AACCUCUAUAAUCCAAUAAUGGAUAGCGAAGGCCCUCUUUAUGCUGUAAACGUCUCCAAUAGUCUUACACUGCAACUUGAAAGCAACCACCAUUGAAAUUCCAGAGAGACAAAUAACAGUGUCACGGUGCUACGUUUUCGUGCUCUGUUUUUCGGAUGAUUGGUGGGUUUGGCGGAGGGACUUAGACUUCCUGAAUCUCCAUCUGUUCCCUUCUAUAAUCUGCGAGUAUUUUAUCGAGAAAAGUGCGAGAAAGUUGGGGAAUAAUCAGAGGCACGAGUAUUCGUGAAGGAUUCAUGAAUUCGGCCGAGGUCUUCAUGUAGUCUCCGAGGGUUUCUCUGCACUUUCUGGGUUUUUUGGUUUAAGUUUUUAUGGCUCCAGUUAUGUAUAGAAGCGGCAAAUGGUUCCAUGGAAAUGUUAGAGAAGCACUCUUUUGUGAUGGCAAAUAAUAGUGGCUUUUGAGAAAGAUCUAUUUAAGGCUUUGGUUGGUAUAAGGGAGAGUUUUUAUGGAAGAAUCUGUUAUACAUGUGCUUGAUUAGCCUUUUCCAUUGAGAUCCAACUGUAUAUUUGUACAAAAUUCUGCUUGUUGAUUGAAGACAUCUUCAUGAGGCAAAUCUCCUUUGGCACGAGAUACACCUGGAACUUAGUUUCAACAGGACAAAUCUCCUUUGGCAUUACAAGUUCUUUCCCAUAAAAAGACUACUUUUUUUGGGAAGAGCUGGUUAUACACGCGUUAUAUUUUACCAUUUCGCUUUCUGGGACAAAUCUCCUUUGGCAAACUACUGAAGUCUACUCUUGUUGGGAAGUUCUCCACUUCUCCUGACAGCAUAACGGGAGUAACUUCAUAUUAUUUAUUAUAUUGUUAUUGAGUAUCCCAACCGUGCAGCUGGCAUAUCUUCUUUCGCACUUCCUAUUCCAUUUCCUGGAUAGCUUGUCCUCAACCUGCAGGAAAUAUCUCAUCUGGCAGUUCUGGAGCAUUGAUAUAACAACAGCUGUGGUGGGAAUAAUUAUCUUCUCUGGAAGUUUCUUCCGACAGAAGCUUCAGUCCAUUCCUUGGGCAAAUCUCCUUUGGCAUUUUGGAGUUCUUACUUAACUCCUGUCCCUAUCAUCCUGUUAGGGCAAAUCUCCUUUGGCAUAUAAUCUCCAGCAUUUGUAUCCAAGAUACCUUGUUGGAGAUAUUGAAGAAAUAUAUCUAAAUUGAUCAUUGGCACCAAGCUGGAGACCAUAUACUUGUAAAGAUAAUCUUUCUUUGAUUAUCAAUAGGGUUUGAAUCCUUGGUAUAACGACAGUUACCGAUUGUCCCGCUGCAUCUAAACAAGUAGGAGUGAGCACAAGAGUUGGACAUUUCGACUUGUUCAAGAAAGUGCAAAUUUGAAGUUGAUGGAUAUGCUUCAUAGUGACUCCUCUGAUUGGGAGAGUUUCAGUGAGAGUGGCUGCAGUGCUGAUCAAGAGGAACUUGACUUCCUAUUCGGUGGGCAGGCACGGAGCAUUUUGUCAAGUUUGGAGGAGAGCAUUGGCAAAAUCGACGAUUUCCUUUCAUUCGAAAGAGGGUUUCUAUAUGGAGACAUCGUAUGUUCUGCGACUGACCCAUCUGGACAGAUGGGCAAGGUUGUAAAUGUUAAUAUGCUUGUGGACGUUGAAAGCGUCCAUGGAAAAAUCAUAAAAGGUGUGAACUCCAAGAACCUUCUAAAGAUUCGUUCCAUUUCAGUGGGAGACUAUGUAGUUUAUGGUCCAUGGCUCGGAAGGGUUGACAAAGUCAUUGACACUGUAACCAUACUAUUUGAUGAUGGGACAAGAGCUGAGGUAUCUGCAUUUGACCAAGGAAAGGUCGUGCCUAUAGGUCCCAACUUAAUUGAAGAUUCAAUGUAUCCAUUUUACCCUGGACAGAGAGUAUGUGUUAGACUUUCAGCAGCCUCUAAAUCAGCUAGAUGGUUAUGUGGUACUUGGAAACAGAAUCAGGAUCAAGGAACUAUCUGCUCUGUAAAACCAGGGUUGGCUUAUGUCAAUUGGUUUGCCUCUCUGCCAGUAGAUCCUGAUAUGAAGUCACCUGCUCCCCCACUGUUGCAGGAUGCUGAAAAACUAACUUUGUUGUCAUGUUUCUCCCAUGCAAAUUGGCAACUUGGUGAGUGGUGCAUGCUUACAAUUCCAGACCAUAAGGGUGUGAUGGACCAGCUGUUUCCUGGUAUCUCUAGCCAUGAACUCUUUAAAGAACAGAAGAAGAAAGAAAGAGGAUUUAUGAGAAAAGAUCUUCAGGAAAUCUUUGUCAUUGUGAGGACAAAAACCCUGGUUGAUGUUAUGUGGCAGGAUGGUAGCCAUUCCUUGGAGUUAGAAUCACAGUCUUUACUCCCUGUAAAUAUUGUUAAUGGGCAUGAAUUUUGGCCUGGACAGUUUGUGGUGGAGAAGGGCACUUGCAUUGAUCCACCUGUCUCUGGCAACCAAAGAUGGGGAAUUGUGAAGAGUGCAGAUGCAAAGGAACAAACUGUUAAUGUAAGAUGGAAGCCUUUUGAUGCGAAUAAAAUGAAUGGUGUGGGGCAAGAACUGAUGGAGGAAACUGUGAGUUCUUAUGAACUUAUUGAGCACCCUGACUACUCUUACUGUUUUGGAGACAUUGUCACUGCAUUGAUUCCGAGCUACAUUGACCAAGCUAAUGGAGGUAUUGUGACCAGAGAAACAGGAAUUGGUGAGGAUUUGGCUCUUAAAGGCAAAGAUGGCGGUUUAGAUCAGAUCAGUUAUGAUGCUAAAAGUUACUUAUCCUUCAUCGGGAACGUAACAGGCUUCAAAGAUGAUGGCGUUGAGGUGCAAUGGGCUACUGGCCUCAAAUCAAUGGUUCCCCCUAAUGACCUUUUUCGGAUUGAUUUGAAUGAAACUGCUACUGCAACUCACAUGCUUCAUGAACCAAACGUUGAAGAGAUGAUUGAUCAAACUGGAAAGGGUCUCUUAAAAUCCGAUGGCAUUUAUGAAGAGCAGUAUCCUCGGGAAUCUGGAUCUUCCUUCCUUCCUCGUUCCGCAAUUGGACUUUUCACCAGUGUUACAGCAAGUAUAUUUGGAUCCCUUGGUUCCACAACCCUAUCUGGUCUGCUUUCACUUGGCCACUUUGCCAAAAAUGGAGAUCAAUCUAAACUUCCUCAAGAGAGAGAGCUUGUAGACACGUGUGGUCUCUCUGCAGAUAAACAAGCAUUGACAUUACAAGAAGUGCAGCUUAGCAAAACAAGUUCAAGUCAGGAAACUAUUGAUCUUCAGGAGAACAAAGAACUUCAAUCUUCAUCUGUCAGAAAAAAUUCAGAAAAGUUUAGGCGAUUUGAUAUGGUUGAUGGCUGCUCAGAUCACCACUAUCUUGAUGGUCCCUGCGAGGGAUUGGUAUUACCUCAGAUGAAAAGAGUUUGGUUGAAGAAGGUUCAACACGAAUGGAAUAUUCUUCAGAAAGAUCUUCCUGAAACAAUCUAUGUCCGCGUGUAUGAGGAACGGAUGGAUCUCCUUCGAGCAUCCAUUAUAGGUGCACCUGGAACUCCAUAUCAUGACGGGCUGUUCUUCUUUGACAUCCAUCUUCCCCCGGACUAUCCUCAAGAACCACCUUUGGUGCAUUAUCAUUCCGGUGGUCUUCGUGUUAACCCUAAUUUGUACGAGUCCGGAAAGGUCUGUUUGAGUCUCCUCAAUACAUGGACAGGCACAGGAACUGAAGUAUGGAAUCCAGAAAGCUCCAGUAUUUUGCAAGUACUUCUCUCUCUCCAGGCCCUUGUCCUUAAUGAAAAGCCUUAUUUUAAUGAGGCUGGGUAUGAUAAGCAUAUGGGAAGGGCAGAGGGAGAGAAAAAUUCAGUAAGCUACAAUGAGAAUGCCUUUCUCAUGACUUGCAAGUCCAUGAUAUACAUACUUCACAGGCCACCUAAGCAUUUUGAGGCACUUGUAGAGGAGCACUUUAGGCAACGGUCCCAAGACAUUCUGUUGGCUUGUAAGGCAUAUAUGGAAGGAGCUCCAGUAGCAUGUCCAUUGGGGAGUCCACAAAAAGAGCAUGCAAACGCAAACCCAUCAGGAAACUCCACAGGGUUCAAACUUAUGCUCGGUAAGCUCUUCCCAAAGCUUGUGGAGGCAUUUUCUGAUAAUAAGGGAAUUGACUGCGGUGAAUUCAUGUGAGCCAGAAAAAUGAAUAUGCUGGCUGCUGCAGAGGUAUUCUUGAAGUCAUUCCUACCAUGUCUAUAAUCUGUAUAAUAUUAUCGUAUUGAUGCAAAUUUAGAUUCUGGAUUGUUUCUUUCUCAAUAAAAAAAAAAUCAAAAAUUACUCGGUAAGAGCUGUGAUGCUGUAAAUAUACUGUAUUCUGGUGCUGUGUGUGAUGUGUUGAGAGAACCUGGGUCAGUGGGGAAGCAUUGUAUCAUAUUCUGAUUUGCAGAAAUAAAAAAACAAGAUCUAGAUUGGGUUUGCUGUAUA
Tripterygium wilfordii is the source of this 4416-nucleotide messenger RNA. RefSeq names its product probable ubiquitin-conjugating enzyme E2 24. The transcript has 9 exons. Bases 1378 to 4125 code for a protein of 915 amino acids. Lineage: Eukaryota; Viridiplantae; Streptophyta; Magnoliopsida; Celastrales; Celastraceae. The record is from RefSeq and is a predicted model, not a curated record.